UGAGUAAAGCCAUUUGCACGCCCUGCAGGGCUUCCACCGAGGCAGAGGAUGGCGGUAGAUAGUUCAAAAGCUACUUCUGUAAAUCAGUAGAAGAAGAAGAGGACAGUGGCUUGAACGUCCAAAAUAUGUCAGAAUGGGCACUCAAAUAAAAGAUGUCAUCAUCAAGCCUGACGCUCCCAGCAGUCUGCUGCUGGACAAACAUGCAGACUACAUCGCUGCCUACGGCUCCAAGAAGGACGACUACGAGUACACGCUGUCGGAGUACCUGAGGAUGAGCGGGAUCUACUGGGGGCUGACGGUGAUGGACCUGAUGGACCAGCUGCACAGAAUGAACCGACAGGAGAUCGUAGACUUCAUUAAAUCCUGUCAGCACGAGUGUGGAGGCAUCAGCGCCAGCAUCGGGCACGACCCGCACCUUCUCUACACCCUCAGCGCAGUCCAGAUCUUGUGCUUGUACGGCAGCGUGGACGAGAUUGAUGUGGACAAAGUUGUGGAAUACGUCAAAGGGCUCCAGCAGGAGGACGGCUCAUUUGCAGGAGACAAGUGGGGAGAAAUAGACACAAGGUUUUCUUUCUGUGCUGUUGCUACACUCUCAUUACUGGGGAAGAUGGACGCGAUAAAUGUCGACAAAGCUAUAGAGUUCGUCCUGUCCUGUAUGAACUUUGAUGGAGGUUUCGGCUGCAGGCCUGGAUCAGAGUCUCACGCUGGUCAGAUUUACUGCUGCACCGGCUUCCUGUCGCUCACCGGCCAGCUGCACCAGCUGAACGCUGACCUGCUGGGCUGGUGGCUCUGCGAGAGGCAGCUGCCGUCCGGAGGCCUCAACGGGCGCCCCGAGAAGCUUCCGGACGUGUGCUACUCCUGGUGGGUUCUGGCCUCGCUGAAAAUCAUCGGCCGGAUCCACUGGAUCGACAAAGCCAAGCUGCGAGGCUUUAUUCUGGCCUGCCAGGACGAGGAGACGGGGGGGUUUGCCGACCGGCCGGGCGACAUGGUGGACCCCUUCCACACCCUGUUCGGAGUGGCCGGCCUCUCCCUGCUGGGAGACGACCAGAUCAAGGCGGUGAACCCCGUGCUGUGCAUGCCCGAGGACGUCCUGCAGAGGAUCGGCCUGCAGCCGGACCUCCUCAGCUAGCCUCUGACCCCCCCCCCCCCCACCCCCACAUUCACCCGCCAGCCUCACACUAACCAACACAACUGAAAGGACCACAACUCAACGCUGCAUUUGCUGGAUCCCUAGCGACCUGGAGGAUGGAGAGCCUCAGAUUUAGGGUUCCCUCCUCCUCUGAGGUGGCUUUUCCCGCCUGGAUCCGGCACACGGGACAUUUUUACAGAAGGGUGCUUCGAAUCGUCGCCGUCGUGAAAGCUGAAUCGCCAGAAAAGCAACAUUCCUUUACUUCUCAUCUCGAUCUGUGAGUCGGUUUGAGGGAAAACCUGUAGCUGAGAGCACACGUUCUGGACGUUUUUCCUGCUUUCAUCACCUUCAGCUCGUCCACUCAAGUUGUUGAUCCUUUCUAGUGUUUCUUAACCGGACGACAGGAGAAUCUGUGGUUUUACCGUCACUCCAGAGUGAAAGAAAAGAAGGUUUACGGGCUCAGAUGAAUUCAGGAGGUGAAUGUGCUACUCUUAAGAUGUUUUUCCGCCUUAAACUCAUUGGUUGUAAAGGCACGACGUCUACUUUAUCUUCCAGCUGCUUUUUUUCAUAGAGUAACCACUGUAUAAGAAAGGUUAGAGCAGGGGAAGCCAGCAGAAAGCCGUCAGAGCUCUCUGCUAACGGCGCCACAGUUAGUUUUAUGUCACAGCUCUAAAACCAGCUCAGCCAGCUGCUCGGAGGGCUUCAGCUAUGCACACUCUGAGUGUCCCCGGCCACAUUUUUACCUUAUUUAUUGAAGUCUGGUGGGCCUCUGCUGUGCAUGAAUCCCGGUGGAGAACCUCCUCUCACUGCUCACCGCUCUCAGCUCAUUCUGUGAAAUGAUAUUAAGAAAACACGGUCUGAUUUGUAAAGCCACAGUUGUCAAGUUGUCUCUACUCUGUUGCCUAAAUGUUCUGUCUCUUGUUGCAAAGCAUCAAUAAACCAUGUCAAAGUUUUUGUUGUGA
This is a messenger RNA of Menidia menidia (Atlantic silverside), 2091 nucleotides long. The record is from the annotation of a GenBank genome assembly. NCBI's taxonomy places the organism in Eukaryota, Metazoa, Chordata, Actinopteri, Atheriniformes, Atherinopsidae.